This is a messenger RNA of Gymnodraco acuticeps, 1718 nucleotides long. It is a transcript of the gene b3glcta, whose product is annotated as beta 3-glucosyltransferase a. Bases 97 to 1593 code for a protein of 498 amino acids. Gene Ontology annotation, cellular component: membrane. Lineage: Eukaryota; Metazoa; Chordata; Actinopteri; Perciformes; Bathydraconidae. The transcript is spliced from 15 exons. Gene Ontology annotation, molecular function: acetylglucosaminyltransferase activity. The record is from RefSeq and is a predicted model, not a curated record.
GCCCUGUUGUGUUUAGUUUUUUUUUUAGCACUGUCAGAAAGCUCAUACACUGCGAGCUUCCUCCACCUUCCACACUGCUUACAGGACUCUCCCAGGAUGCUGUCGAACAACCCUCACAUCGGGCACAAAGUGGCAGGCUGUUUGAUUUUCCUCUCCGUCUUUCACAUCAACUUUUCUGCUGGCAGCACCGGAAAGGGCUCACAGAGCCAAGAUGAUAUGCAUGUCAUCCACCACAAUCAACUGGACCUGCGGGAGAUAGUGUUCGUCAUCCAGAGUCAGAGCAACUCCUUCCAUGUGAGGCAGGCAGAAAGACUGAGAGCAGACUUACUGCAGCAGGCUCACACUCUGAAAGAGAAACCACCGGUGGUAUUGCUUCUUCAUAGUUUAUCAGAUCACGAGGGAGAUUGGAGUAUCCUUCCUCUGCUGCCCAACUUAUCGAACUCCUUCGGGAAAAACUCCUCCUGGAUUGUAUUUCUUGAGGAGGAAACAAAUGUGAAGACGACUAAGCUGGUUCAAGUCCUUUCAAAAUUUGACAAGAAUAAAGAGUGGUUUCUCGGUAAGCCCCUGUAUGACAAGGAGUCGACUAUCAUUCAUCACUACGCGUUUGCAGAGAAUCCCUCCAUCUUUAAAUAUCCCGACUUUGUUGCUGCUUGGGCCUUAAGCACCCCCCUUGUUGUUCGGCUCGCAGACAAAGUGAGAAAUGAACCACUUAAAUCUGACUUCACCAUUGACCUGAAACAUGAGGUUGCCUUGUAUAUCUGGGACAAUGGCAACGGUCCACAUCUCACUGGCGUUCCUGAGCUGUGCACGGAGCCGGAGGGCUCUCCCCAGACCCAGCACUGCGCCACGUCUCUGAGCACCGCACCUCCUCUGUGUGGGGAGCCUGUAAAUAAAGAAGAUAUAUUUGUUGCUGUGAAAACGUGUAGGAAGUUUCACAGUGAAAGAGUUCCAGUGAUAAAGAAGACCUGGGAAAAGGAUGCCUUCUUUUUAGAGUACUACAGUGACCAUGCCGACCCAGCCAUACCAACCAUUAAUUUAGGAGUUCCAAACACAGAAAGAGGCCACUGUGGGAAAACAUUUGCAAUCCUUCAAAGAUUUCUGACCAGCUCUGUCCCAAACACCAAGUGGCUCCUUGUUGUUGACGACGACACACUUAUCAGCCUCUCCAGACUGCAGGUCUUGCUGAGCUGUUACGACCCAUCUGAACCCGUGUGUCUGGGGGAGAGGUACGGCUACGGCCUGAGCCAAGGGGGCUACAGCUACAUCACGGGAGGUGGAGGUAUGGUGUUCAGCAGGGAGGCUGUGGUCCAGCUCCUGAACAGCGGCUGUAAGUGCUACAGCAAUGAUGCGCCGGAUGACAUGGUGCUUGGAAUGUGCCUCAAUGCCAUUGGACUUCCUGUCACACACAGUGCUCUUUUCCACCAGGCACGCCCAGAGGACUACGCCAGAGACUUCUUAGCUCACCAGGUGCCCAUCUCCUUCCAUAAACACUGGAACAUCGACCCCAUUGCUGUUUUCAACAAAUGGCUGAAGGAUGACUUGAGGACAAAAGCUGCAGAGGGACUCGAUAAAAGCACUAAGACAGAGUUAUAAACAUUUUAAGCACACAACUAGUGUGUGUGUGUGUGUGUGUGUGUGUGUGUGUGUGUGUGUGUGUGUGUGUGUGUGUGUGUGUGUGUGUGUGUGUGUGUGUGUGUGUGUGUGUGUGUUGUGUGUGU